Molecule: messenger RNA, 1350 nt
Organism: Monascus purpureus
Lineage: Eukaryota; Fungi; Ascomycota; Eurotiomycetes; Eurotiales; Aspergillaceae
Source: the annotation of a GenBank genome assembly
AUGGAAGACUUUCUGAACCUUUACCUUCUUACGUUCAACUGUGCCCGGAAUCCAAUACUGGUUGACUUGUUCGCAAAGCAUCUAUUUCAUGCACUUCCUUCUUCCGUUAGUGAUGGAAGGGCGGAGGAAGCCUUUGGCGCACCCGAACUGAUCGUUUUUUGCCUCCAAGAGAUAGCUCCCAUUGCGAGCGCGUUCCUAGGGGGCUCGUCUCUGGCCCCGUAUUUUGACGCCUUCGUCCAAGCAGUGGAUCGUGCGGUAUCGAAAAGAUGGGAUAUAAACUAUGUUAAUCUCGUCCGAGAGAAUUCAGGCAUGACGGGACUCAUGGUCUUUGUUCGGUCGGACGUCGUGGGCAGGAUAUCGUGGAUUGACACGGCUCACGUAGGAGUCGGGUUCCAGGAUAUGGGCAAUAAAGGGGCAGUCGGGGCGCGUUUGGGUUACCUGGCUAAAGAAAAUUCCGGACAGGACACUGUGGAUCUGACGUUCGUUGCGGCGCACCUUGCACCAAUGGAAUACAGCGUCAAGAGGAGAAACGAAGACUGGCGGGAAAUUGUUAAACGACUUGUCUUUUCCAGACAGGGGCUGAGUACUGAGGUCGCAGGAGGAGAAUCGGAUGAGAGUGUGUCUUUAAUGCGCGGUUCUAGAACGCCACUAGGCAUGUUUGCACCUACGGCCUAUCUCUUCUUUGCUGGGGAUCUGAAUUAUCGUACCUCAGAUACGUUACCCAAUAAGGAUGACUAUACUCGAUUUCCAAGGCCUACUACGGACGUAACCAGCUUGUUGCAUUACUCCCAACUCCUCAAGGACGAUCAACUUGUGCGAGAGAAGCGACGGCAGAGAUGCCUACAUGGCCUCACGGAAGCGCCCAUCAAAUUUGCCCCGACAUACAAAUACUCGGUUGCAUCACGCCGGGCAGCGGGCAGAGGAUCUGGAGACGAGUCGACCGAAUGGAAGUGGGCGCGGUACCGCUGGCCAAGCUGGACUGAUCGAAUAUUAUACCUGGAUACUCCAUCGUGGAUGCCAGAGCUGGGACACGUCAAGGCACAUGUGUAUGAUGCACUACCGCUGUUUCCAACGUCGGAUCAUCGUGCAGUUGCACUGUCCGUUUCGGUCCCCUCCAGGGCAAUUCGCGUGCCCGAAGGCAUAGAUGACACGACGGACGUGAGACUCUCUCCGCCGUUCCCCCUAGACCCGGACUGGAAAUAUAAACAAGAAGCCGCGAGGAACAAAGAAAUAAUCGUGGGCUGUUUGGCAUAUUUGGGAUUGACUUGGCAAGGUGGUGGUAUUGUGCUGGCGGCGGUUAUCAGUGGGCUGGGAGUGUGGUUUGUGCUUCGAACUCUCCUGGAGGGAUAA